AUGGAGAACGGCUUGCGGCAUAAUAGAGAUAGCUCUCGAGCUUCUGGACAGUCAUCGUCGCAUUUUAAUUCUCACAACCAAGGUCGCCGUCCUCGUUCGCUACCAUCGAAAUCGCAUUACAUUCUGAUAACUUCUUUAUUAUUAAUAUGGUGUCUACCUAUUUGCUCAGCGUUUGCACCUGUAUAUCUGGAUGAGGAGAUGCUUGCACCAAGACAAGUUGUUGCGGAAAACGAAGGGUCAGUCUUCGAUCAAUUAGCCAAGUCGGGACAAAUAUUGGUUGAUCUUUCACCACACCCAAAAGGUCUAGACUGGGCGUUUGUUCCGGAGCAACAAGUGCAAGAUGAUCUUCGACGGCGGCAGGAGCUAGGUCAAAAUGCGCCUCCACCAAAGACGACCACUGUAACUCCCGCACCAGCUGAUACGGUCACUGUCACCAAAUCAAUCACGCCUCCAGGCUCGCAAACUGCAGCAGCUUCAUCUAGAGAUCCCUCGACAAGUACAGCGCUAAUAGCGGUACCAACCGAAGCCGCCUCUCCUCUACCUAGUGCCUUUGAUACUGGCUUCAACUCAAAUAUCACAGCAACAUGUUCAAACUUUAUGGCUAAUAUGCUCCAAAACUCUACCUUCACCUCAUGCUUGCCGAUUUCUGUAUUGCUCCAAAACUCCAUGUCAUUUUUCCAAGCACAGAAACAGCUUGUCCGCAUUACACAAGUCCUGGAUGCAUCCUGUAGUGCGAAUGUCACAACAUGCGAUAGAGUGAUGUCUGCAUUCGCAAGCAACAUCACCUCGACAUCAGCCUGCUCAAGCGACAUGGCCGCCGGAAACCCUCUCGUCAACCAAGCACGUCUCGGCCUCCUCGCCUACAAACCUUUAUACACAGCAACAUGCCUCAAAAAUCAAAACACCAAAUCCUACUGCUUCGCCGAAGCAAUCACCAAUGCCAGCAACCCAGCCGACAACUACCUCUACUAUCUACCCCUAAAUAUCAGUCUUCCAGGUGGCAGUCGACCGACUUGCAAUUCAUGUCUUCAAAACACCAUGGCCGUGUACUCCGCCGCAACGUCUGAUCGAACGAGUGCACUCUCAUCAGACUACGUAAAUGCAGCCAUGCAAGUCAACGUCAACUGCGGGCCUACCUUUACCAACACCAGUCUCGCCGCUGCCGUAUCUUCUAGCGCCUCUACAAUCGCCGUUGUGGGUCAGAAUUACGGCUUAAUCGCAUUGGUACUCGCAGUGGGCAGUCUACUGCUCUGA
This is a messenger RNA of Glarea lozoyensis ATCC 20868, 1254 nucleotides long. RefSeq lists its product as uncharacterized. The record is from RefSeq and is a predicted model, not a curated record. Lineage: Eukaryota; Fungi; Ascomycota; Leotiomycetes; Helotiales; Helotiaceae. Bases 1 to 1254 code for a protein of 417 amino acids. The transcript is spliced from 2 exons.